This is a messenger RNA of Trichechus manatus latirostris (Florida manatee), 325 nucleotides long. Its product is annotated as zinc finger protein 888. The transcript has 2 exons. Lineage: Eukaryota; Metazoa; Chordata; Mammalia; Sirenia; Trichechidae. The record is from RefSeq and is a predicted model, not a curated record. The coding region runs from base 1 to 303 and encodes 100 amino acids. Gene Ontology annotation, biological process: regulation of DNA-templated transcription.
AUGGGUUUGUUAUUUCAGGUGCCAUUGACUUUCAGUGAUGUUACCAUAGACUUCUCUCAGGAGGAGUGGGAAUGCCUAAAUUCAGAUCAGAGAAAUUUGUACAGAGAUGUGAUGUUGGAGAAUUAUACCAACUUUAUCUCACUGGGAUCCAGUCCAGUGUACCACAUUGCAUUUAGUCGUCAUGUAUCCUUGGUUUCCUCCAAUACAGUAGUCCCCUCUUACCCGCGAUCUCGUUUUCCACGGUUUCAGUUACCUGCGGUCAACCGCAGACCAAAAAUACUAAAUGGAAAAUUUCAGAAAUAAACAAUUCAUAAGUUUUAAAUUG